AAUAUAUAUAGGUGGGUAAACACAAUCAAGUUGGUAAUUCAAGUACCCUGUCUCCAAACUGUUAAUUUCUCAGUAACAUUGACAUUGAUUAAUAGAGAGAUUGGAGUGACUACUGAGAAAACACGGAAAGAUCCGAAAAGGAGUGAAGUGAUUGAGGUUGGGUUGUUGGAGUUUAAUCGAAGCAAAGGGGUGAUUGCUUGCCAAAUCUGGGCUUUUGAAAAUGCCCUCUCAACGCUCACUGUUUCUGAUUUGUAUUUUAUCUCUUUUAUCACUCGCUCACUCCAAAACUCUCAAGAGAGAUGUUAAAGCUUUAAAUGAGAUUAAAGCAUCGCUUGGAUGGAGAGUGGUGUAUGCUUGGGUUGGAGAUGAUCCCUGCGGCGAUGGCGAUCUGCCACCGUGGUCUGGUGUCACUUGCUCCACUCAGGGAGAUUACAGGGUUGUCACUGAGUUGGAAGUUUAUGCAGUAUCAAUUGUUGGGCCUUUCCCAAUUGCUGUUACCAAUUUGUUGGAGUUAACAAGACUGGAUCUCCACAACAACAAACUUACGGGGCCAAUUCCUCCUCAAAUUGGACGGCUGAAACGUCUGAGGAUACUGUAUGUUUCUUUAUUCUUGUGUAAAUUGCUAAGCAUGUGGUUGUUGUUGGUUCUCUAACUUAAUUACUUUCUAUUAUCAGUAUU
Pistacia vera is the source of this 678-nucleotide messenger RNA. Its product is annotated as receptor-like protein kinase HSL1. NCBI's taxonomy places the organism in Eukaryota, Viridiplantae, Streptophyta, Magnoliopsida, Sapindales, Anacardiaceae. The record is from RefSeq and is a predicted model, not a curated record. The transcript is spliced from 4 exons. Bases 221 to 652 code for a protein of 143 amino acids.